This is a messenger RNA of Bolinopsis microptera, 642 nucleotides long. Its product is annotated as V-type proton ATPase subunit F-like. Bases 9 to 380 code for a protein of 123 amino acids. The transcript has 4 exons. Lineage: Eukaryota; Metazoa; Ctenophora; Tentaculata; Lobata; Bolinopsidae. Gene Ontology annotation, cellular component: membrane; proton-transporting V-type ATPase, V1 domain. The record is from RefSeq and is a predicted model, not a curated record. Gene Ontology annotation, biological process: proton transmembrane transport. Gene Ontology annotation, molecular function: proton-transporting ATPase activity, rotational mechanism.
AAGGCAUUAUGACGAAGGUAACGAUGGCAAAGUCCCAUCUGAUGGGUCUAGUAGGGGACGAGGACACGUGCACUGCAUUCCUACUGGGAGGUAUUGGGGAACUGAACGACAAGCGAGAACCUAAUUUCCUUGUUGUGAAGAAAGAUACUACUAUUGGAGACAUAGAGUCCCAUUUGAAGAGACUACUCGCUAGAAAAGACAUCGGAAUUGUUCUUAUUAACCAGCACAUUGCGAACGAUGUGAGACACAUCAUGGAGGCACACACAGCCGCAAUUCCGGCACUCCUGGAAAUACCAUCCAAAGAGCACCCUUAUGAUCCCGCUAAAGACUCAAUAUUGAAACGAGCCAAGGGUAUGUUCAAUAUCGACGAUAUGCGAUAAAAGGUAGUGAGAUCCAAGUUAGCCUGAAUGAGAUAUUGUACAAAGAACAGACUUUAAUUGUGCAUUUAAGAGACUCAAAAACAAUAUUAUCAAUCAAUUCUCGAAUAUUCUAAAAUCCAUUUGGGUGCUGUUUAUUAUUCUUAAGUUAAUUUCUGAUUAAUUUCCAAUGUUUAGAUCUAUAAAAAGUGUUGAAGCAGCUGGUCUGCCUAUUUUUGUAGCUUGUAUGUUAAUUUCAAUUGAUUUCCUUACUUCAGCAAUACAA